Messenger RNA from Drosophila ficusphila, 3955 nucleotides. RefSeq names its product neuroendocrine convertase 2 (gene amon). The transcript is spliced from 12 exons. The record is from RefSeq and is a predicted model, not a curated record. Gene Ontology annotation, biological process: protein processing. The coding region runs from base 384 to 2354 and encodes 656 amino acids. Gene Ontology annotation, molecular function: serine-type endopeptidase activity. Lineage: Eukaryota; Metazoa; Arthropoda; Insecta; Diptera; Drosophilidae. Gene Ontology annotation, cellular component: trans-Golgi network; Golgi membrane.
GCGCGCAGCGCCCCAGUGAAGUUCGUGGCAGCGCACAAAGAUCUCAGCCGAAACAACUGAAACUCCCAGCGAGGGGAAAGCACAACAAGCUCCAGAGGAGGACCACGAAUACACAAACUCGAAAAACAAAUCGCAACCACAACAAAGGAACGGUUUGCCAGCCGAGCAACUUGAUCCUUGCACCUUCCUUGCCAACAAAAAGCGAAAACGCCGAGUGUGCAGUGAAGCGCGGCCUUUACAUUCGACACAUCGCAACUGCCCCCGGAAAAUCCCCCCGCAAAGGACACCCGUCGCACGUCUUGUUUUUCCGAACUGCCAGCGUUGCCCCAUCGUCGCCAGGAGCCAGGCGAAGCCCGCAGGACAAGGCGCCUAAUCUGAAUUCCAUGGCAGCAGCCGCAUGGAGCUGGCUGUUGGCCCCAUUCCUGCUCCUCCACUUGGCCAGUGCAGGAGCGGGCGGAGGAGCGGGAGCAGGAGCAGGAGGUGCUGGCCUCAGCGGCCCCUCCGUGUUCACCAGCUCCUUCCUGGUGCGCUUCCGGCGCGGAGUGGACAACGGGUUCGCCCAUGAAGUGGCCGACAAGUACGGCUUCGACAACCUAGGCCCGCUGGUCGGCGCCGAUGAACACGAGUAUCAUUUCAAGCACCGGACCCUGCCCCACGCCCGAUCCAGGAGGAGUCUGACGCACACACGGGCCCUCAAGAGCCACCCGGCGGUGCACACGGCCGUUCAACAGCCGGGAUUCAAGAGGGUUAAGCGAGGUCUGCGACCGGCGGUUCCCGCCAUCCACGGCAUGAAGUUCGACUUGAAGGCGGGCGAGGCCAACCGGAUCGAGGAGGAGCCCACCGAUCCGUACUUCCCCAUGCAGUGGUACCUCAAGAACACCGGACAAAACGGAGGCAAGGUGCGGCUCGAUCUCAAUGUGCAGGCCGCCUGGGCUCAGGGAAUCACUGGAAAGAACGUUACCACGGCAAUUAUGGACGAUGGAGUGGACUACAUGCAUCCGGACCUAAAAUUCAAUUAUAACGCCGAGGCCAGUUAUGACUUCAGCAGCAACGAUCCCUUUCCGUAUCCCCGGUACACCGACGACUGGUUCAACAGCCACGGAACUCGUUGCGCCGGCGAAGUGGCUGCUGCCAGAGAUAAUGGAAUUUGCGGCGUUGGCGUUGCUUAUGACAGCAAAAUCGCAGGCAUCCGCAUGCUGGAUCAGCCCUACAUGACGGACCUAAUCGAGGCCAACUCCAUGGGCCACGAGCCGCACAAAAUCCACAUCUACAGCGCCUCCUGGGGUCCCACGGACGACGGCAAGACGGUCGACGGACCCCGCAACGCCACCAUGAGGGCGAUAGUCCAGGGAGUCAAUGAGGGUCGAAAUGGCCUGGGCAACAUCUACGUUUGGGCAUCCGGCGACGGCGGCGAGGAGGACGACUGCAACUGCGACGGCUACGCCGCCUCCAUGUGGACCAUUUCCAUUAACAGCGCCAUUAACGACGGCCAGAACGCCCACUACGACGAGAGCUGCAGCUCCACGCUGGCGUCCACAUUCAGCAACGGAGCCAAGGACCCCAACACGGGCGUUGCCACCACGGACCUCUACGGCAAGUGCACCACCACCCAUUCGGGCACCAGUGCGGCGGCUCCCGAAGCAGCGGGCGUCUUCGCCCUGGCCUUGGAGGCCAAUCCGCAGCUGACUUGGCGCGACAUCCAGCAUCUGACGGUGCUGACAUCGAAGCGCAACUCGUUGUUCGACGCCAAGAACCGCUUCCACUGGACAAUGAACGGCGUGGGCCUGGAGUUCAACCACCUCUUUGGAUUCGGCGUUUUGGAUGCGGGGGCCAUGGUUACCCUAUCCAAGCAGUGGCAUGCGGUGCCACCUCGGUAUCACUGCGAGGCCGGCGAGCUUACCCAGCCACAGGCCAUUGUCAUGGGUCGUUCGCUCUUCUGGGAAAUCAAAACCGAUGCCUGCAAGGGCACUGACACGGAGGUCAACUACUUGGAGCACGUCCAGGCGGUGAUCUCCGCGAAUGCCUCACGUCGAGGGGAUCUUGAGCUUUUCCUUACAUCGCCCAUGGGCACGAAAUCGAUGAUCCUUUCGAGACGCGCAAACGAUGAUGACCACCGCGAUGGCUUCACCAAAUGGCCCUUCAUGACCACCCACUCGUGGGGAGAGUAUCCGCAGGGCACCUGGAAACUAGAGGCACGCUUCAACUCGCCGCAAACCCGGCACGGCAGUCUGCUGGAAUGGUCCUUGGUCCUUCAUGGCACCAAGGAGGCGCCCUACCGCACACUGCACCCCUCUUCGCCGCACUCCAAGCUGGCCAUUGUGAAGAAGGCGCACGAGGACAAGAAGAUGAAGUAGGGCGGGUCGCAGGACGGGUCAGAGGUCAGGUCCAGAUAAACAUCCGCGUAGCGACGUCCAUUAGACAGCUUGGCGUUUUAUCAACGAGUAUAGUGUGAGGUUCAAUAAAAGUGCUGGCUGUGUUUUAUUUUGGAAUAGGAUUGAUUGAGAUUAAACCGUUGAUUUCAUUGCGUUUUUUCUUUUUGUAAUUUCAAAUAUUUGCCAACUUGGAUCUGUCGAACUAAAAGUUCAUUUAAGCAAACAGUGUUGUUAGCUCUUUUUUUUUUUGUGUAAUUAGUUUUCUUAUUUCGUGAGUUAGCGCCCAGGGUGCCUCAUUCGCAAUCAUUUUCUUCGCUGUUUUAACUGUUUCUGAAAAUUGAAAAGCGCACAUUUACCAAAGUAGAAGAGGAAUCAAAAAUCCUGCACUAAGCAUCAUGAUCCGUUGAGUGUCCUAGCCAACUCUGUAGUGAAUAUCAGUAUAAACCACAAACUAACAACAAUGAAAACAGGUAUAGCAGGUAUUUGAAUGCGUAGCAAGGCAAGAAGGCAGGAAGUAGUGAAAUAAACCAAAACUAGAAAAAAGAAACAAAAACGAUUAUGAAACCAGGAAAACCUAUGUAAAUGUGUAAUAUCUAUAUGUAAACUUACCCUACAUUUAACUGCGUCCUAUGCCGUUAGACUCUUAAAUCUAUCUAGUAUAAAAUACAAACUAAACAAAGUAUUUACACGUAUUUUAAAUCUACGUCCUUUGUUUUCCAUACUAUAUAUACACGAAUAUACCUACAUGCAUAUGUACUUAAAGGAAACUUAGCAAAAACAUAAAAUGUUAAUCCCAUUAAUGCGGAACAAGUUUGUCGCUGCUUCACUUUGGUUGCAAGCCGAAUUCUGCUUUUAUUUUGACACUCGUACGUGUGAGAUGCAUUUACAUACAUAGUUUUCCUUUCAGUUUCUUUCGGGGGCCAAAAACCACAACAUAGUAACAUUAACAAGCGAUUGUAACGUAAAACGGAGCGAGUGUUAUGUAAAAACAUAAACAAAUGUUAAAGUACAAGUGCAGAGCCUUAAUUGGUGAGCAGAGAGUUUAGCACGUAACGUCAGAUACAGAUACAGAUUGUUUUACCUAGUCUUAUAACUGAGAUAAAGCGCAUUGUUAAAGUUUACCGAUAAUGUGCAAGAGGAAUGAAUAUAAUUAUAUAUAUAUACAGAACCAUAUAUGGAGUACAUACAUGUGUAAUUAUUAAUCAAAACCACAUGAAGAGGUGUUGGCAAAAAUUGUGGCAUAACCAUUAUAUACAUACACCGAAUAUUCAACUAUAUAUGCAUUAAUGUAUAUGACGUAUAUAUAUAUACCGAAAAUAAAAUGCAAAGAGUAUCUUAUGUGGACGUUAAGUUAUUCUUUGAUGUUGUAGAUACAAAGCAGUAGUACACAAUAGAUGCACCAUACCACUCAAAAAUAUAUAAAGAUGUGUAAUGCUUGAUGCUCAACGCAUCGCACACCGAUUUAUUUCAUGAUUACCCAUAGAGAUCAAUAUGCUUUAAUCUUUUGGUGCGGUUUUGUCAUUUCAAUGUAAUUAAACAGAAAGAGAAUUUAAUUUUGUAAAUAAAAGUUAAGAAAAAACGGA